Salvia miltiorrhiza (redroot sage) is the source of this 537-nucleotide messenger RNA. RefSeq lists its product as uncharacterized. Lineage: Eukaryota; Viridiplantae; Streptophyta; Magnoliopsida; Lamiales; Lamiaceae. The coding region runs from base 8 to 316 and encodes 102 amino acids. The transcript is spliced from 2 exons. The record is from RefSeq and is a predicted model, not a curated record.
UCGGGAGAUGGAUAGACCCCUCUGGAUGUCUGCCGAAUUCUGGACAGGACUCCAGGCAUACUGGAGUCAGGAGGCUGUUCAGGCCGUUUCCCAGCGAGCACGUGCGAACCGGAUGUCUGAGCCCGAUGGACCCGGUACAGGGAUCAGCAGGCACGUGGGAGGGUCUCAGUCCACUCGUAUCAUGCAGCAGAGUCUGAGCUUGGAGACUGGACUCCCCCCGGCUGCACAGAACUAUAGCACCUUCCUCCGCCUCCACAUGCGCGAGGAUGGAACUUUUCUGUCACCGAGGCAUGAGAGACUAGAUGUAAGCGUUUAAGUUUAAUCAAAUAUUAGUAAUUCAUAGUGAAAUGUAUUUAUUUUAAUACAAUUUUCAAUUGUUAUGUCUGAAUUAGGCGGAGAUUCGUCGCAUUGCUGUUGAGACUGGGCGAGAGGACCGACUGCCUGAGAUCUACUUGGAGGUCGUACGGCCCGACAGGUCCCGACUCUACGGCACUGGAAGUGCCGGUAGGAGCCAGGUUAGUAGGGGGUCUUCUCAAA